Molecule: messenger RNA, 1443 nt
Organism: Thrips palmi
Lineage: Eukaryota; Metazoa; Arthropoda; Insecta; Thysanoptera; Thripidae
Product: 3'-5' ssDNA/RNA exonuclease TatD
Exons: 6
Coding region: 42-974 (310 amino acids)
Cellular component (GO): cytosol
Molecular function (GO): single-stranded DNA 3'-5' DNA exonuclease activity
Source: RefSeq, a predicted model, not a curated record
GUUCCCCCUUCCCCUCCUCAGUCCGCCCCAAAUCCCCGACAAUGGCAGCUGGCAGCACGGCCCUUCCCUCUAGUGACGUUUUGUCGGACGAGGCUCUGCAAAAAUGCUUUGAAAACUACCUGCUGGUCGACGUCGGCGCGAGUCUCACCAAUAAGAAGUUCGGCAAGGAUCUGGACUCCGUUAUUCAGCGAGCCAAAGAUGCUGGACUGACAAAGAUUCUUGUCACUGGAUCAUCACUGAGAACUAGCAAGGAGGCUCUUCGCUUGACAAGAAUCUACCCAGGAACCAUCUACUCCUCCACUGGAGUGCAUCCACAUGAUGCCAAAUCGUGGGAAUCUGAUUAUCUUCAAGACUUGCGUGAAAUUGCCAUGAAUCCAGAAUGUGUGGCGAUUGGUGAGUGUGGGCUUGACUACAGCAAGGAUUUCUCCACUCCUGAGAUGCAGAAAGAUGUGUUUGAAAAGCAGGUUCAACUAGCAUGCGAUUUACAUAAACCACUUAUAUUGAGAGAGCGAGAGGCACACCGUGACUUUGUGCAGAUUCUUGACAAAUUCCGAACCAAUCUUCCUGUAUGUGUGCUACGUGGCUUUGCAGGGUCACAGAGUGAAGCAGAAAGCUACCUAGAGAGAGGAUUUUACUUUACUUUGUCAGGCUGCCUGUGUAAAGAUAAAUCAGAUGAUGGAAUGAGACGUCUGCUGGAACAAAAUAUUCUUACUAUGGACCGUAUUCUUGUUGAAACAGACUCCCCUUUCAUGUUCCCAAACAUUCGAGCCUCGAAACUCCCUCCUGCUGUUAAGGAGUCGCUAACUGAAAGGUCGUUAAUGUUCUUACAACGCUACUGCACAUUUCAACGAAAUGAACCUUGCUCUCUCCCAGCUAUUGUUGAAAUGAUCUCUGUUCUUCUCAAGAAGAAACCAGAAGAAGUUGCUUUUGCUACUGCUUUUAGUGCUCUCAAAGUUUUUGGACUCUCUCAAUAAUUCUUUAAGGGCUUCAUUGGUUGAUUUUUAUUUUUCUAAAGGGCUGUGAAUCAGAGAUUAAUUCUCAUUUGUUACUGACCACAAUUUUUUCUUAGUUUACCUUUUUAAAAGGGGAUAUUUUUUAUAGUUGUUAAGGGAAAAUUUUAAGAAAUUUAAUAGGUACAGGUUUGUUUUCAAUAUAAAACAAGUUAUAGUAAAAAUGUGCCAUGGUACUUUAUUUUAUCUGAGCUUGUGAGGGAUGUAUUUUAUUUUUGAUUUUGGAAAAUUUGUUGUCAGUAUUGCUGUUGACUAAGCUUAUAGGUGUAUUCUUGUUUACAAUGGGUCUAAUAUUGUGAAAUAUCAUGAAGUAAAAAGAAAUGACUAGGAAUUUGCACAAAAAUGCACAUAUGAAAAAAAGCAAAGUAUAUUUUUAUAGUAAGUAGAUGUGUUAAGAACGAAUCAUAUUUUUAAUAAUAUUUGUUUUUAAGAA